CUCCUCUCUUUCUUCUCUCUCCGAGCAAGGGAAGGGAAGAGGGAAAGAAAAAAAACUCGCAAAGCUCACGCGCACACGGCAGAACCCAAUCGCAGCCCACGCCCCCUGGCCCGACCGGAUCGAGCCUCGGCCGAGGGCAUGGGCGGAGCAGGCGACGGCGAGGGGGCCGGGAGCGAGUCCCCGCCCUCGGGCGCGCGGGCGACGCUCAACAUCCGGUGCGCCAACGGCGCCAAGUUCACCCUGCAGGCGGACCUGGGCGAGACGGUCGGGGCGUUCAAGGAGGUCGUGGCCGGGAGCUGCGACGUGCCGGCGCCGCAGCAGCGCCUGAUCUACAAGGGCCGGAUCCUCAAGGACGAGCAAACCCUAGAAAGCUACGGUGUUGAGACAGAUCACACCAUUCACUUGGUGCGAGGCGUUGCCCAACCAGCAGCAUCAGGAGCACCUGCUGCAGCAAGCCCCCAAGCUUCAACUACUCCUACCAGUGGCCCUGCAGGUGGUCUUGGAGGCUUAUUUCCAGGCCUUGGUGCUACUGGAGCUGCUAGUGGCAGGCCAGCAGGUUUAUUUGGGGCUGGACUUCCGGAAUUAGAUCAAAUGCAGCAACAGUUGAGCCAGAAUCCCAACCUUAUGAGGGAGAUAAUGAACAUGCCAAUGAUGCAGAGUCUCAUGAAUAACCCUGAUCUAAUACGCAAUAUGAUUAUGAAUAAUCCACAAAUGCGUGAUAUUAUUGAUCGGAAUCCAGAUCUUGCCCAUGUCCUCAAUGAUCCUAGUGUUCUCCGCCAGACCCUUGAAGCUGCAAGAAACCCUGAAAUUAUGAGGGAGAUGAUGCGGAACACAGACAGAGCAAUGAGCAACAUCGAAGCUUCCCCUGAAGGGUUUAAUAUGCUCCGGCGUAUGUAUGAAACUGUACAGGAGCCUUUUCUUAAUGCAACAACAAUGGGAGGGGGUGGGGAAGGCACCCCGGCCUCUAACCCGUUUGCAGCUCUUCUUGGAAAUCAGGGGCCUAACCAAGCCGGCAAUGCUCCAACUACCGGCCCAGAGUCCACAACAGGAACCCCUGUUCCAAAUACUAAUCCACUUCCAAACCCCUGGAGCAACAAUGCUGGGGGUGCGCAAGGAACAACACGGUCAGGUCCUGCUGCUAGUCCCAGGGCUGGUGCAACUGGUGGCCCAGGAGGGCUGGGUUCAGCAGAUUUGAGCAGCCUGCUCGGUGGUCUUGGUGGGAAUGCAAGAACUGGUGCUGCAGGUGGUCUAGGAGGGUUGGGUUCAGCAGAUUUGGGGAGUAUGCUUGGUGGUCCACCUGAUGCUGCUCUUUUGAGUCAGAUGCUGCAAAACCCUGCUAUGAUGCAGAUGAUGCAGAACAUUAUGUCUGACCCACAGUCAAUGAACCAGUUGCUUAGCAUGAACCCAAAUGCACGUAGCCUGAUGGAGUCAAACACUCAGUUGAGGGAUAUGUUCCAAAACCCAGAAUUUCUUCGCCAGAUGGCAUCCCCAGAGGCUUUGCAGCAAUUACUCUCAUUCCAGCAGACACUGUCAUCACAGCUUGGCCAAAAUCAACCUAGCCAGGCUGGUAACCUAGGGGGCAAUGGCACAGGCACGCGGGGAAAUGUUGGCCUGGACACCUUGAUGGGCAUGCUUAGUGGGCUUGGUGCUGGAGGUGGCUUAGGUGUACCAAAUGCCUCCAAUGUGCCACCGGAGGAACUCUAUGCAACGCAACUCGGCCAGCUCCAAGAAAUGGGGUUCUUCGACACUGCAGAGAAUAUCCGGGCACUGAUGGCCACUUCUGGGAACGUACAUGCUGCUGUGGAGCGCCUUCUCGGGAACUUUGGCCAGUAGAUAAAAUGAGCCAGAUGCUGCCCGUAAUCUCCCUGUUUUAGCCAACAGGCAGUGUCCGUCUACAGUAAAAAAGACGGAAUAAUACAGUUAACUUUUUCCCGUACAUGGUCGUCAUGCCUUUGUUUUUUCAGUGUUGUAUUGACAAUUUGGAUUGAUGUACAUACAUAUCAGAUGAUCCGGUGUUACCGCAAAGAAUGUGGCUCUAGUUUUCCUUUAA
Messenger RNA from Aegilops tauschii subsp. strangulata, 2050 nucleotides. Its product is annotated as ubiquitin domain-containing protein DSK2b. Lineage: Eukaryota; Viridiplantae; Streptophyta; Magnoliopsida; Poales; Poaceae. Gene Ontology annotation, biological process: ubiquitin-dependent protein catabolic process. The record is from RefSeq and is a predicted model, not a curated record. Gene Ontology annotation, molecular function: polyubiquitin modification-dependent protein binding. Gene Ontology annotation, cellular component: cytosol.